Abrus precatorius (Indian licorice) is the source of this 2426-nucleotide messenger RNA. Its product is annotated as solute carrier family 25 member 44-like. Lineage: Eukaryota; Viridiplantae; Streptophyta; Magnoliopsida; Fabales; Fabaceae. The record is from RefSeq and is a predicted model, not a curated record. Bases 1297 to 2358 code for a protein of 353 amino acids. The transcript has a single exon.
UAUUUGUGUGCAAACUUAUAUUGUUAUUGUUGUUGUUAGCUCCUUAAUCAAACAAUUAUUUUUGAAAAAAAAAAACCUUUGCCGAUACUAUAAUCACAUGUAAUUAAAAUGACAACAUUUGAUCAAAACAAAGAGCACAUCUAGAUCAAUAUAUUUUGUUAUUAAAAUUUCUAAGAAAGUGCUUUAAAAUUGUUUAAAUUUCAAGAAGGAUAUUAAUGUAUAAAACUACAGAGCACCGAUGCCUAAACUGCAGCAAUGAUGAUGCGGCUUCGGCCAUGGUGCAUUGGUCCCCCAUCAUAAUGCGAUUGUUUUAUCAAAACUUGAGCCUGAAAGGUUAGUUCAUUAACAUUUUACACACGGCUAAAUGGUUAAUGGAGGAAUAACACUGUCACUUUUGACCUGUGAGUGGGCGAGCAAGCUCAUCCACCCCACAUAUACACCACAAAUCAAUUCAUUUCUCUAACAUGUUUCUUUCAGAUUGAUUUUUUAAAAUUUUAGUAUUUUUUAUAAGUUUUUUUAAAAGGUUAUUAUGGAUAAUGAAAUUGAUAAAUAAACAAGGUAAUUUCAUUUGAGUAGUACUAGGAAAAAAUAUUCAAAACCGAAAAGUGACCGAGACAUGAACGGACACGUGCCUAUUUCCUUGAUCCGCAAAACCCUCACUCAAAUCCAUAACCUUGUCCCAUUUCUUUCCCAACUUUAGCCCCUCUCUCUCUUAGUCUCUCCCACACACCCCUGUGUUGUGUAUCCUAUCAUCACCCUCUACCCUCUGAAAAUUCUCUUCAUUCCUUCUUCGCUUGUGCCGCCAUUAGGUUUUUAGCUCUUAGCUCUUAUCCCACCACACCAUAGCCUCAAAGUUGCUUAAUUAAGAGAUAACAAACCCAAACAACAACAUCAUGACAUCUCUGGUAAGACCUAUCCUUCACUCUCACCCAUCUUCUCGUGCCAAGAAAUGUUUCAUUCGUUCACGCUGAUCCACGCCUCUUCUCAAAUCUCUCUCUACGACACCCCAACCUUCUUCCUUAAGUACCUAUAAACUUUACAUCUUCAAUCCCUGCCUUCUUUUUUUCUUCCAUCUUUCGCUGUAUUUUUCUUUCUAUUAAAAAUUUGUCCUUUUUUUAAAACAAAGCCUACCCAUCAAAAUUCAGAGUGAAAACAAGUUGGUAAGUGGACCCUCCAACGUGAUUGUGAUCUGUGAAGAAGGGAAAAGAAAGGCGUGUCGUGUAGUGAGGCUAGGUGUUUGUAGUUGAUUCCUUUUUUUUUCUUUAUUUGGUUUUUGUUUCCUCCAAAGUGGCGAAGAUGAGUUUGAGUGCAGCCGAGGAUGAUUCGGCUUCAGAAAUUCACCUACCAGCAGAGAUUGAUUGGCACAUGCUCGAUAAGUCCAAGUUUUUCUUCCUAGGCGCCGCCUUAUUUUCCGGUGUUUCAGCUGCUCUUUAUCCUAUGGUCGUGUUGAAAACCCGACAACAAGUUUCUUCGGCACAAUUCUCCUGCCUCAACAUGUCUAGUGCCAUUUUGCGCUACGAAGGCUUCAGAGGCUUCUAUAAAGGUUUUGGUACUUCUUUGAUGGGAACCAUCCCUGCUCGUGCACUUUACAUGGCUUCCCUUGAAGUCACAAAAAGCAACGUUGGCACUGCUUUUCUUGGACUAGGGUUUUCAGAUACCUCGGCUAUUGCAGUGGCUAAUGCUGCUGCUGGUGUUACUUCUGCUAUGGCUGCACAGUUAGUUUGGACCCCAAUUGAUGUUGUAAGUCAGAGACUUAUGGUUCAAGGUAGUGGUGGAAGCAAAAGUAUUCUUGCUAAUCUUAAUUCUGAGAAUUACAGAAAUGGCCUCGAUGCGUUUAGGAAGAUUCUGUGUGCUGAUGGACCAAGAGGGUUUUAUAGGGGAUUUGGGAUUUCUAUAUUGACUUAUGCACCAUCCAAUGCGGUAUGGUGGACUUCAUACUCUAUGGUCCAUAGGCUCAUAUGGGGUGCUUUUGGUUGCUAUAUGGGUAAGAGGGAUGAGAAUAAUAGUAGUAGUUUGGGUAAUGGGUGUGGUGUUUUUAGGCCUGAUUCCAAGGCGAUGGUGGCAGUGCAAGGUUUGAGUGCGGUUAUGGCAAGUGGGGUCUCAGCAAUUGUGACAAUGCCUCUUGACACGAUCAAGACAAGGUUGCAGGUGUUGGAUACAGAAGAGAAUGGGCGAAGGAGGCCUUUAACUUUUGUGCAAACUGUUAGGAAUUUGGUAAAGGAAGGUGGCUUGCUUGCUUGUUACAGAGGAUUGGGUCCAAGAUGGGCUUCAAUGUCAAUGUCUGCAACAACUAUGAUUACUACUUAUGAGUUUUUGAAACGUUUGUCUACCAAGAGUCAAGACAAGUUGACCACAUGAUACGCCAAGCUUAUUACAAGAUUGUGUAGGAAUUAGGAUCCUUUCUUUCAUUACUUGGAUUUUUCUUC